Messenger RNA from Myotis lucifugus (little brown bat), 764 nucleotides. RefSeq names its product cytochrome c1, heme protein, mitochondrial. The transcript is spliced from 4 exons. The record is from RefSeq and is a predicted model, not a curated record. Gene Ontology annotation, biological process: mitochondrial electron transport, ubiquinol to cytochrome c. Bases 24 to 566 code for a protein of 180 amino acids. Gene Ontology annotation, molecular function: heme binding; electron transfer activity. Lineage: Eukaryota; Metazoa; Chordata; Mammalia; Chiroptera; Vespertilionidae.
GUGGAGGACAGAGCAGGGUGGUGAUGGUGCUCUCGUGGCAGAUGGAGAUUCAGGACGGCCCCAAUGAUGAUGGGGAGAUGUUCAUGCGACCCGGAAAGCUGUCUGACUACUUCCCCAAACCGUACCCCAACCCUGAGGCUGCCAGAGCAGCCAACAAUGGAGCCGUGCCCCCUGACCUCAGCUACAUCGUGCGAGCUAGGCACGGUGGUGAAGACUACGUCUUCUCCCUGCUCACGGGCUACUGUGAGCCGCCCACCGGGGUGUCGCUACGAGAAGGCCUCUACUUCAACCCCUACUUCCCUGGCCAGUCCAUCGGCAUGGCUCCUCCCAUCUACGACGAGGUCUUGGAGUUUGACGAUGGCACCCCAGCUACCAUGUCCCAGGUAGCCAAGGAUGUGUGCACCUUCCUGCGCUGGGCAUCCGAGCCAGAGCAUGACCAUCGGAAACGCAUGGGGCUCAAGAUGUUGAUGAUGAUGGGCUUGCUGUUGCCCCUGGUAUACGCCAUGAAGCGGCACAAGUGGUCAGUACUGAAGAGCCGGAAGCUGGCAUAUCGUCCACCCAAGUGACCCUGCCGAAGGUGUGCUUGCCAUCCUGUUUGAAUGGGCCUUCAAGCCAGGAAGCCACCCUGGGUCUCUUUAGACCCCAGCUGGCCCUCUUGGCCAAGCCCCUCUUCUCUGGGACAAAAGGGGAGGGGGCAGGAGACUGGGCUGGAGCUCCAGAUCCUUCAGCCUCUAUCAUGGAAAUAAAUUAAGUUUCUCAAUAGA